AUGACACAAGGGACCAAACACAGAGACUCACAUGGAUUUUCCGGCCAGAUGCCCCUCUCCAGCUGCCUUCUCUCACCAUUUAUCAAGGAUUUGGACCAGGACCAGAAUGGCUCGGCCUUAAGCUUGCCUGCCCCGGCGACCCCAAUGGCUUUCUCCUCCUCCUCCUCCUCCUCCCCUCCUCCUCCUCCUCCUCCUCCUCCUCCUCCUCCCUCCUCCUCCUCCUCAUCCAUCCUCAAGAUUCGGCUCCACUCUCCCUCCUUCUCCUCUCCAAAUUCGGUCCCACUAUCCUCCUCCUCCUCCUCCUCCUCCUCCUCCACCCAGAACAAAUUCCGACCAGAAUGGCUCGGCCUUAAGCUUGCCUGCCCGGCUACCCCAAUGGGUAACGCAGUGACACAGUGCCAAAAUAAAUUGCAGAUACAGAAAGACACCAGCUGUAGUAGUAGUAGUAGUAGUAGUAGUAGUAGUAGUAGUAGUAGUAGUGCUGGGUCAGGAUUGCUGACGAUGGAGGAGAUAAAGGAUUUUAUGAAAUAA
Molecule: messenger RNA, 531 nt
Organism: Macrobrachium nipponense
Lineage: Eukaryota; Metazoa; Arthropoda; Malacostraca; Decapoda; Palaemonidae
Product: vitellogenin-like
Exons: 3
Coding region: 1-531 (176 amino acids)
Source: RefSeq, a predicted model, not a curated record